AUGUUUUGGAGUAAAGCCUUCUGCCUCUGCGCUGUGCUCAUCCUGAGCCUGUGGUUCUGUGUGGAAGCAGUGCCCAUUGCUGUGGACAAGACUAAAGUGGAAACCCCAGAGCAGAAACUGGAGGCGCCACAGAGUGUGGUGAGUGGAGUGUGUGUUGCAGUACUUAUCAUCAAUUUGGGCUGCAGGAAAUUGAAGGAGGUUUAGACCUAGGCCACAUUAAUCCAAUGUAAACCCCUCCCAUUUCAUCUCUGUCCCACUUACGCACUACAAUGUGGAUUUGGACUGUUUUUUUGUUUCAGGACACCGGGCUUCACUAUGACCGCUACCUUAGGGAAGUCAUUGAUUUCCUGGAGAAGGACCAGCAUUUCAGAGAGAAGCUCCACAAUACAGACAUGGAGGACAUUAAGGUACCCCAGCAGCUACAGCAUUUGCAGGGUCAUGUUCAUUAGGCAACAAACGGACAAAAACAAACUGACAAACAGCGAGGGACUACUCGGACUUGUCCAAUAAGAAAUACUCAUUUUAAUUUUCUGUUGCAAAACAUUUAACUGUUCGUUGCAUGCCCUAAUGAACAUGACCCAGCUGGACUUCUGGUCGGUUUCCAUUUAUUGUUAUUGGCCACUCGAAAAUCUCUGGUUGCUUUUGUUUCUGAGCAGCAAGGCAAGCUGGCCAAAGAGCUGGACUUUGUCGGCCAUCACGUGAGGACCAAACUCGACGAGUUGAAGAGGCAGGAGGUGAACAGGCUACGGACGCUCAUCAAAACUAAACAAGACGUUGAGGGAGGGCAUGGUACGCUGGUCUGUUGUUCAAAUAUGUCCUUUCCUGUCCAACUGGCAGCCAUACUAUCAGCAGGAACAUUUGUCCACUUGACAGGACAUAUGAUGCAAUGCACCACCAACAUCCUAAGCUUGAUAUAGUUCGUCACAUAGGAAAAUGGAAGUGCCUUGAGGCUAUUGUGCAAGUAAAUAGGAACGUGUCACAUGUUGUGAAAGGUCCAUAUUGACACAUUUUGGAAGAGGGGUUGAGGUACUACUAACAAGCAUGGUCUUGCACUCAAACAAGACCAUGCUUAUAUUGGGACUGCCAGAAAUACCUGGCUGCGGUCACCGCCAAAGCAAACGUGCGGUCGAGAGUCAGUCAUCAAAACAAUCUCUCAACUGCUUGUGAAUUUUUAGCACAAUCAUUGUCCAAUAUCCACAAUAUCAAUAACUGCUUGGUGUUAUCAUUCAAAAGAGGUGUUGAGUGACUAGUUUAUUAUUGUUAAGAGGGGAUUUUAAUGUACAAUAUUCUAGAGUAAAGGUCACUAUAAUUUAUUACAAACACAUAAUUAAUUACAAUGAUUAAAUUGUGGAUACAUUUGAGCUGUAACUACACAAUUACCUCAUUAUAUAAAGUAUGCACAUACAUUUUGGCAGCAGUUGUCAGCAAGCAACUUGUAACCACUUAAAACGUACAGUAUUAGUUUCCCUCCUAAUAGGAACCUUCUCUCCUUUUCCCCCCCAGAAAUGAACCACAAGGCGCUGCUCAAGCAGUUUGAGUACAUGAACCACAUGAACCCACACACCUUCGAAGUGGAGGACCUGGAUAAGCUUAUUAAAUCAGUAGGAAUGUUGUUUAUGCACACACUACACCAUGAUGCAAUGUUUAAAAUGGCCACACAACGCUUCUUGAAACCACCCUGCUCAGAACUUGUGGUUCAUGGACCAAAAAGAGAAUUUAAAAGUUCACACACUGACAAUGGCCUUACAGCUGAAAUGUUUGCUCUGCACUUGAUGCCUCUUGAAUGAAUAAGCAUAAAAUAACUUUUAAACUCUGGUGAACUAGGACAUCCAUUUUGAGCCAACAGCCCAAAGGGGUUAUAGCCUUGAAGCUAACUUGUUGUUUGAAUAGCAAAUGUAUUGGAAAGUUCAUCCUAACCAUGCACGCCACGUACAUGUUCUCUAUCUGGUGAUGUUAGACCAUGGAAAAACGUUUAGAGGAUGACAGUGUCCCCAGGAUGUUUUAUAUAGUCGAUUUGACCUAUAGAGGUCUUUGAAUUACCUUUUUAAUGCCUUUUUGUUGGGUUUUGCUCAAAGGUUUUGCUCCUCUUUAUCCGUGGUGAACAAAUUAAUGUUUUUGUUGCUAUUAACAAACCUGAGCUUUCACUUGUAGAUGUAAUUACACAGAGGCAUUGAAGCAUUCUGAGCUAUUUGUCCUUUGUUGGAGAGAGCUGGCUUGCCAGAGGUAAAUGCCCAAAUCAGCUUUGACAGUUGAGAGAGAGCCUGGGGUUGUGUGUGAACUAAACUUGAAAAUUCAGGAUUUCUCCUUGGUAAAGAAGGACGCAAACCUAGUUCCUGUUUUUCUUAAUAUCUGAAUUAAGACUAUUUUGCACAUUUACACUGAACUAAAAGUGAUUUCAUUUUGAACUCUGACCUUUCCAGCGCCUAAUGAGAAUCCUUUGGUACCGUGCUACUUCUAACUGAUGAGUCUGAAAUCAGUGAUGUUAUGUGAACUAAUAUAAUUUGCACUUAAAACUAAUCAUCAAGAGCAUGUCACAUAUUUCUCAGUCUCUUCUAUAAUAGUCUCUAUCCACAUUUGUUAUUGGUUUGAAAUCCCUCCAGGUGCAUGGAUAACUAAUCUCUGACACAGAAUAAUGGGCUUAAAUAGUAUUUAUUUUGCUCAAUUCCAUAUCUACCCAGAUCUAAAGCCUUUUCAGAAGUAUCUAAGGCUAGGGGUUGAAUUUAAAUUGUGCUUUUGUUUUCAUUUGUUCAGUUCUCAUUCUCUCCUUUUCAUGGUUGAUAUAUAGGCUACCAGUGACCUGGAAAACUAUGAUAAGGAGCGGCACGAGGAGUUUAAGAGGUACGAGAUGAUGAAGGACCACAAGAGGAAGGAGCACCUGAAGAACCUCGAUGAGGAGCAUCGCAAAGACGAGGAGCAGCACUACGAAGAGCUGAGGAAGAAACACGCAGACCAUCCCAAAAUCAACCACCCUGUAAGACAUUUAUCCUGAUACUAUAACUAAACCCGAAAUCAACCACCCUGUAAGACAUUUAUCCUGAUACUAUAACUAAACCCAAAAUCAACCACCCUGUAAGACAUUUAUCCUGAUACUAUAACUAAACCCCAAAUCAACCACCCUGUAAGACAUUUACCCUGAUACUAUAACUAAACCCCAAAUCAACCACCCUGUAAGACUUUUAUCCUGAUACUAUAACUAAACCCCAAAUCAACCACCCUGUAAGACAUUUACCCUGAUACUAUAACUAAACCCCAAAUCAACCACCCUGUAAGACAUUUACCCUGAUACUAUAACUAAACCCCAAAUCAACCACCCUGUAAGACAUUUACCCUGAUACUAUAACUAAACCCCAAAUCAACCACCCUGUAAGACAUUUACCCUGAUACUAUAACUAAACCCCAAAUCAACCACCCUGUAAGACAUUUACCCUGAUACUAUAACUAAACCCCAAAUCAACCACCCUGUAAGACAUUUACCCUGAUACUAUAACUAAACCCCAAAUCAACCACCCUGUAAGACAUUUACCCUGAUACUAUAACUAAACCCCAAAUCAACCAGCCUGUAAGACAUUUACCCUGAUACUAUAACUAAACCCCAAAUCAACCAGCCUGUAAGACAUUUACCCUGAUACUAUAACUAAACCCCAAAUCAACCACCCUGUAAGACAUUUACCCUGAUACUAUAACUUAACACGAAGACUUUUCCAAUGAUACCAUAAUUAAACCCUCUAUAUUUAUUCAAAGGAGCAUCAAGUUCAUCACCAUGCACUUUCACCACCCUGUGAAGUUCAUCAUAACAUUAUAACUUAUUUAAUCUAUAGCCUUAUAAACUGUGCAUGCUUUUCCAAGUUGCAGUGGGAGGACCACACAACAUAGCAUUGCUUGACUGCAAAUUUACUGCAACAUGAUGUUUAGGCCUUUUCUAUCAACAAUUGCGCAAAACAUAGUUUCCACUGCCAAUUUGUUGCAUGAUACGUUUCACCGACAAAAAAAAUAAUCCACCCGUCGAGCAUAUUUUCUUUUGUCAAUAUUUAGGAAAGUUUACAGACAAUUUGCUGUUUCCAUCAGGCCUGUUGUAAAAAUGUUUUAUCCAACAGCCACUUUAUUCGCAUAAAAAGGGUUGGGCGGAAACACGAAUACAGUAACUAAACCCCAAAUCAACCACCCUAUUGGACAUUUACAAUGACACUAUGACUAAACCCAAAAUGAAUCACCAUGUAAGACAUUUACCUUGAUAAUCAACCACCCUCUAAGAUAUUUCAGUGAUAUUAAACCCCAAAUGAUUGAACCCCAAAUGAACUAGCCUUUUUGUGCUGUAGACCUAUACCAUAUGAGUUGGCUAUACAGCACAAACAGAUCUAGGACCAGGCUAGAAAUUAACCACCCUGUAGGAAUUUACAGUGAACUAAUCUAAUACUAAGAAAGACCCUGUUACUGUACAUGGGUCUUUCUAUAAAUAAUGGGGCCAAUGUGUGACAUUGGGAUAAACAUUUCAAAAUGGUUUGAAACUAAAGUAAAACAUAUUUUUAUGCAGUUCCACAUGUAUAUUUAGAGGAAUAUAUGCAAAUUGGCCCAUAACUCCACCUAUACAACAACAUAGGCCUAGGACUAUGCAGUGCCUUCAGAAAGUAUUCACACCCCUUGACCUUUUCCACAUUUUGUUGUGUUACAGCCUGAAUUUUUUGUCACUGGCCUACACACAAUACCCUAUAACGUCAAAGUGGAAAUAUGUUUUUUGACAUUUUUACAAAUUAAUUAAAAAUGAAAAGCUGAAAUGUCUUGAGUUAAUAAGUAUUCAACCCCUUUGUUAUGGCAAGCCUAAAUAAGUUCAGGAGUAAACAUUUGCUUAACAAGUCACAUAAUAAGUUGCAUGGACUCACUCUGGGUGCAAAUAAUAGUGUUUAACAUGAUUUUUGAAUGGCUACCUCAUCUCUGUACCCCUCACAUACAAUUAUCUGUAAGGUCCCUCGGUCGAGCAGUGAAUUUCAAACACAGAUCCAACCACAAAGACCAGAGAGGUUUUCCAAUGCCUCACAAAGAAGGGCACCUAUUGGAUGGGUAAAAAAAAAAAAAAAGACAUUGAAUAUCCCUUUGAGCAUGGUGAAGUUAUUAAUUAAACUUUGGAUGGUGUAUCAAUACACCCAGUCACUACAAAGAUACAGGCGUCCUUCCUAACUCAGUUGCCGGAGAGGAAGGAAACAGCUCAGGGAUUUCACCUUGAGGCCAAUGGUGACUUUAAAACAGUUACAGAGUUGAAUGGCUGUGAUAGAAAAAAACGGACGAUCAAAUAAAAUGUCAUUGGUCAUAUACGCCUAAUAUAACCGGUGUAGACUUUACAGUGAAAUGCUUACUUACGAGCGCAUUCCCAACAGUCCAGAGUUAAAAAGUAAGACAAAUGUUUGCUAAAUAAAAAAGGAAAUAGUAAAAAAAAAAAAAAUGCUCAACCUCCAGAUGUGUAUGAGGGGGGAGUUUAAGUACAAUUCUUACAAGCUUGUUUGGCUGGUAGCUUGUUCUUUAGAUGUUUGGGGCUGCUGGUGAACCAUAAUGUGCAGGUAUAAUCAAAGUGUCACUGGACUAGCGCACUUGCCAGAGUCUUUAGGGUGUCUAUAGCUAGGUUUCCAUCCAAUUGGUGAAUAUUUUUCAUAAAAACGAUAUGCCAUUUCAGAGUUUCCUUUAGGAAAAUUUGGCGCCGGACAACAUGACAGGGAAGACCUUCAUUUACCGGACAUUUGAGAAAUUUACCGGACAUCCAUAUGCGUUCAGAUCUGACCUGGCGCAGCCAGCGCCAUCAUUAAACGAGGGAUGUUGGCCAAAUGAGCCACAUUAACCUCUUAAGGAUCGGACCCUUUUUUUUUCUCAAUUUUCGCCUAAAAUGACAUACCCAAAUCUAACUGCCAGUAGCUCAGGACCUGAAGCAAGGAUAUGCAUAUUCUUGAUACCAUUUGAAAGGAAACACUUUGAAGUUUGUGGAAAUGUAGGAGAAUAUAACACAUUAGAUCUGGUAAAAUAUAAUACAUCUUUGAAAUGAAGAGAAAGGCCACAAUAUAAUAUUCCAGUUUAGGCGCAAUUUAGAUUUUGGCCACUAGAUGACAGCAGUGUGUGUGCAAAGUUUCAGAUUGAUCCACUGAAGCAUUGCAAUACUGGACUAUUUUGUAUCAAGUCUGCCCAAAUGUGCUGAAUUGGUCAAUUUAUACAUUUUCAAGUAUAUAACUAUAGAGAACAUACAAAAAUGAUAUGGUAAUACAAAAUAAGUAAGUUUACACACUCCCAGGAAUGUCAUACAUGAUGGAUCAUUAGCUUAUACACUAACUUUCACACAUCUAGAUGGCCGGGCGGGGUGGGUGUGGAGCCAGAGACAGCAGGGGUUCAAACUGAGGGUUCAAACAUUUGAAUAUAAAAAUGGAUUUUAUCAAACAAAACUAUGCUACAUUUUAUCUCUGGGACCCUCAGGAUGACAAAUCAGAGCAAGAUUACUGAAUGUAAGUACAUUAUUUACCUUCAGAGGUGAAUGCAUCAAACCAGUUGCCGUGAUACGUGUUCUGUUGUUGUGCACUCUCCUCAUACAAUAGCAUGGUCUUUCUUUCACUGUAAUAGCUACUGUAAAUUGGACAGUGCAGUUAGAUUAACAAGAAUUUAAGCUUUCUGCCCAUAUAAGACAUGUCUAUGUCCUGGAAAGUUUGCUGUUACUUACAACAGUCAUGCUAAUCACAUUAGCGCACGUUAGCUCAACCGUCCCGUGGAGGAUGAAAACAGCUAUAACAAAUUACAAAAUCACUAUUCCGUGUGUUUCGAUGUGUAGCAUAUGCAAAACAUAUUAGCAACAUUCCCCCCCCUCUAAAAUAACAAUUGUCCACCUCUAGGUUCAGCUGUCAGAGAUUUGAGUACUAAAUGUAUCAGGGCAUUGCAUGCAUAGGCCUUUAGGCUUAGGUGUCCACUGUAUGAUAUUCAUAUUUUUAUAAAUAUAUAUAUAUAUAUAGAGAGAGCCUAUAUAAAGAGAAAUAAGCUUAGGCCUAACCCCAGAGAGAGAGAGAGAGAUAUGCCGGUGGCUACUGCAUCUGCUAUACAGAUAUUGACAUACAGAAGGAGGCUAAUACAUAAUUUUUUAAUAAGAAUAUAUUUUUUAUAAAGAUAAGCAUUAUAGUGUUAGAUUAUAGAAGUAACUUUGGUAAGCCUGAGCCUCUGAAACAGUCUUCCUCACCUCAAGUUCAACUGUCAGAGUCAGUUGGAGCGCCUUCAUAUGAUAUGCCUGCAGUAGCUAAAGCUUAAUAAAAUAGCCACACCAUACCAAACCUUCACAAACGUUUCUAAACUAGUGUUUAUAGGGAAAAUACGAGCAGAAGAGCAAAUGUAAACCAGGGAAAAAACGCACUACCCUCCCCUGUGCCCAAUAAAAAAAACACACAACCCUCCCCAAAGCAAAAAAAUAUAAAAAAUUAACAACCCUCCCCUAUUUUGGACCACCCCGCCCCCAGUCAAUUUGUAUCUGUCCUUAAUUAUUGAAGAAUGUUAAGUAUUGAUUUAGGUUUUACGUAUCAAGGUAAGGUGACUUCUUCGGUUAGAAGCAUUUGAUUUUGCAAUUGCAAACAUUUUGGGGGAAUUGUGUGCACAUGAAAACUGUUUUCACCCCGUAACGUAUGGAGACACGAAAUGUUACGUAGUUACACUGCAUUUCUGAGAUCUCUAUACAAAAGAACUGUCAGACGGCUACAGUGCCUUGCAAAAGUAUUCAUCCCCCUUGGCGUUUUUCCUAUUUUGUUGCAUUACAACCUGUAAUUUAAAUGGAUGUUUAUUUGGAUGUCAUGUAAUGGACAUACACAAAAUAGUCCAAAAAUUUUUAAAAAGUACUUGUUUCAAAAAAUUUUACUAAAUAAAUAACGGAAGUGGUGCGUGCAUAUGUAUUUACCCCCUUUGCUAUGAAGCCCCUAAAUAAGAUCUGGUUCAACCAAUUACCUUCAGAAGUCACAUAAUUAGUUAAAUAAAGUCCACCUGUGUGCAAUCUAACUGUCACAUGAUCUCAGUAUAUAUACACCUGUUCUGAAAGGCAUUAGAGUCUGCAACACCAAUAAGCAAGGGGCACCACCAAGCAAGCGGCACCAUGAAGACAAAGGAGCUCUCCAAACAUGUCAGGGACAAAGUUGUGGAGAAGUACAGAUCAGGGUUGGGUUAAAAAAAUAUAUCAGAAACAUUGAACAUCCCACGGAGCACCAUUAAAUCCAUUAUUAAAAAAUCGAAAGAAUAUGGCCCCACAACAAACCUGCCAAGAGAGGGCCGCCCACCAAAACUUGCGGACCAGGCAAGGAGGGCAUUAAUCAGAGAGGCAACAAAGAGACCAAAGAUAACCCUGGAGGAGCUGCAAAGCUCCACAGCGGAGAUUGGAGUAUCUGUCCAUAGGACCACUUUAAGCCGUACACUCCACAGAGCUGGGCUUUACGGAAGAGUGGCCAGAAAAAAGCCAUUGCUUAAAGAAAAAAAUAAGUAAACACGUUUGGUGUUCGCCAAAAGGCAUGUGGUAGACUCCCCAAACAUAUGGAAGAAGGUACUCUGUUCAGAUGAGACUAAAUUUGAGCUUUUUGGCCAUCAAGGAAAACGCUAUGUCUGGCGCAAACCCAACACCUAUCAUCACCCCGAGAACACCAUCCCCACAGUGAAGCAUGGUGUGGGGAUGUUUUUCAUCGGCAGGGACUGGGAAACUGGUCAGAAUUGAAGGAAUGAUGGAUGGCGCUAAAUACAGGGAAAUUCUUGAGGGAAACCUGUUUCAGUCUUCCAGAGAUUUGAGACUGGGACGGAGGUUCACCUUCCAGCAGGACAAUGACCCUAAGCAUACUGCUAAAGCAACACUCGAGUGGUUUAAGGGGAAACAUUUAAAUGUCUUGGAAUGGCCUAGUCAAAGCCCAGACCUCAAUCCAAUUGAGAAUCUGUGGUAUGACUUAAAGAUAGCUGUACACCAGCGGAACCCAUCCAACUUGAAGGAGCUGGAGCAGUUUUGCCUUGAAGAAUGGGCAAAAAUCCCAGUGGCUAGAUGUGCCAAGCUUAUAGAGACAUACCCCAAGAGACUUGCAGCUGUAAUUGCUGCAAAAGAUGGCUCUACAAAGUAUUGACUUUGGGGGGGUAAAUAGUUACGCACGCUCAAGUUUUCAGUUUUUUUGUCUUAUUUCUUGUUUGUUGCACAAAAAAAUAUUUUGCAUCUUCAAAGUGGUAGGCAUGUUGUGUUAAUCAAAUGAUACAACCCCCCCAAAAAAUCAAUUUUAAUUCCAGGUUGUAAGGCAACAAAAUAGGAAAAAUGCCAAGGGGGGUGAAUACUUUCGCAAAGAUUCUUACAGGGUUCAAGUUCAAUUUCUAAUUUAACUGAUUCAUGCUUAAAAUAUUAUAUAAAGCCAACUUACAAUUCUAUAAAUGCAAGGACCGAAAAGUAAUGCUUUAUGUUACACGAUUUCGGACAAAUCCGUCAAGACACCAACCAUGAGAAAAGAUUAAACAUAGGUUUUAAAUCAACGCGUGAAUUUUAUUGAAUGUAGCUAGCUAUGUUACCCCCUUAUAUAUAAAUGUAAUUACAUGAACAAAAAUGCUGAUUAUUAUCAAUAACAAGUUGUCUGGCAUAUGAAAUCCUCACUGGUACCCUAGUUUAUAGAAAUACCCAUAUACAGUGUAAACUGUACUACUAAAGUCUUUAAAGUGAAGUGUGUGUGUGUGUGUGUGUGUGUGUGUGUGUAGGGCAGUCAGGACCAGCUGAAAGAAGUCUGGAAGGAGUCUGACGGUUUGGACCCAAAUGACUUUGACCCCAAGACCUUCUUCAAACUCCACGGUAAGCUCACACCAGAAGCCAUUCACAGGUUCAAAACACUGAACAAAAGCCUAAUCAAAUUAUCUUGUCUCACAUUCUCAAAUUACACACCAAUCACAAUGGACCCUAUUAAGAAAUUAUCCAAUUAAAAACUUUUUUAUUGAAGCCAUUUUAUUUUCUCUCUUUUUGCAGACACCAACGGAGAUGGCUACAUUGAUGAGCAGGAGCUUGAAGCCCUGUUCACUAAAGAGGUGUGUGUGUAUGCGUGAGUGUGUGUGUGUGUGUGUGCAUGCGUGUGUUGUAACUCGAGCAGGCACAGAGUUGAAAUCCGUGUGUGUUUUGUAGCUGGAGAAGAUGUACAGCCCCAAUCUAGAAGAGGAUGACAUGACAGAGAUGGAGGAGGAGAGACUGCGCAUGAGGGAACACGUCAUGAAUGAGGUGAGCUAGCAGGAUGGAGUCACUGAGUCACACACACACACACACACAAAAUCAACACUGCUUCUUCAGUCAACCUAUUUCCUGAUGUUUCUUUCCUUUCAUCUGUACUCAGGUGGACACCAACAAGGACAGACUGGUCUCCCUGGAUGAGUUCCUGAUCUCCACAAACAAGAAAGAGUUCCAAGAGCCAGACAGCUGGGAAGUAAGGGACAGGCAACUACCACCACCUCAGUGUGGUUUCCUGCUGUAGCCUGAAGUGGUCAAUAGGAACUGAAUGCUAUUGACCCUAAGCCUGAGAAGCAACGCAAUAAUGGAGCUUCUACCCUUCUCUCUUUCUCCUCUCCUUCUCUGUUUCUCCCCUCCCCUCCUCUCCUCUCUCCACGUCUUCUCCUCUCCAGACUCUGGAGCAGGCCCCAGCGUACACGGACGAGGAUAUGAAGUUGUUUGAGGAGCAGCUGGCCCAGGAGGAGAGCAACCUCAACCAGAAGAACGUAGAUCUGCAGAAACAGAAAGAGGAGCUGGAAAGGCAGCAGGAGCAACUCAACGCCCAGAAAGCCGAACUGCAGCAGGUAACCUACAGUACCUCAUAUCAAUGUUAGCAUUUACAAAAUGUCCGAAUUAACAGCUAACAACCUAUUAACAGCUAACGCACCCUUUUGACACAAAAUGCAUCUGCAGUCCCAUAGCAGACGAGCUUUGACACAGUAGCAUUAAAUAUGCUCAGUAUUAAAGGGGUAACUAACUUAAUAAAUAAGUGACUCAUAAUUUGACUCUUUAUUCUGUGACAUUGACUCACCCUAAACAAAAGAGAGCACCUUUUAAGCUACAAUUUGUCUAUGGUAAACACUUUUGAACUGGGUCAUCGCGCUCCCAGUUUUUUGGGUCGGAUAACAUCUCCGUCUUGUGUCUUUCUUGUCCUCAGGCCGUGGAACACAUGCAGAUAAUAAAAUCUGAAAAAGCAAAUGUGGCCGUUGGGGUCAAAGGUCAGUACAAGUUGCCUUCAGAAAGAACAUCCUCUAUUAUAGGCUAGUAUUGCCAACAAGAAUAAUGACCAUUGGUUGAAUCCUAACUUCCACUUAAGUCUAAUUUUCACUUAGUCAAGCAUUGAUGUCAAUGGGAGACAAAGUGAAAAUUUGACUCAAGAGUAAGUUAGGAUUUUCCCGUCUGUUUCAAACAAGAUGAUGUGCUUUAGAUGGAGGAGCUACAGUAGCAGUGCCCCCUGGUGGUCAAGCGUUGCCAGUACUACCAGGAGACAGACAACCUCUACCCCCUGGUCACCAGCAAGACUUACCUGCACACUCUUAGCAGGCCCGGCAGCUUUUUCUGUGUGUGUGAAUCUCUGUGUGUGUGUUUGCGCAUGUGUGUGUGCGCUCAUGUGUGUUUGCGUGUGCAUACGUGUGUAAAUUAAUUUAGCAAUUAAUCAGUUUCAGUUAGCUUUAAUGUGUUGUUGGAGCUCUAUGGUCCCACAAUAUACUCGGACGCACACAUACAGUCCAACAAUUUCCCAAGACCAGCUAAACCAAUCAGAAUGAAGCCUUGGAUUUUGACCCACUACCAGUCGUGGCAUUCCGGAGCUGGCAGGAACAGCCAGCACAACCAACGAGACUUGAAAUAAUUGCUGAACCAGGCAUUUUGUGGACAAUCCACUCUUUGUUAUUAGUUAUUUUCCCUCUUGACACAACCAGAACAUGGUUCGAUAUGGGAAGUAAUUUGGGACGAGUGGGAAGAGUUUUUGUUACUGAAUAUUUGCAAUGUUUUGUUUUCUACCUAGUUAGGUAGGCUACCCAGUGGGAUUGUUUCUCUGGAGAAAGAUUUGUUUGAAAUACAAAAUACAUUUGGUUAAAUCGUUUACGGAGGUGGGUCAAAUGAAUGUCAAUUUUGAUAUGCUACUCGAUAGUAUGCUGUCAUGAUAAAUAAUGUAUAACUUACCUGGAGAUGGUUUACUGUUAUAGUCUUGCUGAUUCAUUCCUGAUAUUAAUAAUUGCCCAUACACAGAUAAAACCUAUUGGCUUCACAUCAUAGACAAUGAAGGCAUAAUUAGUUCUUAGUAUUUUAUUUUAUUUUUAUUGGACUUUGUUAGUUAAGAUACAGUAUGGAGAUUAUGAAGAUACUAAAGUAAUUCAAUAUUGGCCAAAAUAAUGUUUACAUGCCACAAACUGCCAUUUGUUUUCGUGUAACAAAAAUGCCCCAUUGAUGUGGACUUAGAAUGUUGUAAAUGUUUUCAUUGUGGUUGAUAGGGACAAUAGUGAUAAUUAGUAGGAGUCUUGAAUGUUAUUU
Coregonus sp. 'balchen' is the source of this 12493-nucleotide messenger RNA. The record is from the annotation of a GenBank genome assembly. Lineage: Eukaryota; Metazoa; Chordata; Actinopteri; Salmoniformes; Salmonidae.